AUGGGCAGCGUCCAAUUGCCCACGGUCGCCGUCUGCAGCCAGCAAACGGGGCUCCAGGCGGACCUGCGCACCUCGUUGCGCUUCUGCAACCACUCAUCGGACGAAGUCGCAAUAUUCUCUGCCGACGAUAUCAUACGGCAGCGCAAAGACGAAAAGCUGUGGAUCAUUCCCGCCGCCGGAUGCCGAUUGCGUAUAUCUCUUAAGCUGCUCGGCCGCGUCUCUGGCCAAAGCUUGGCAAUGAAUGAAGUGGCACGCUGGAUUGAAAGAUGCGAUAUCUGGAAACGCCUUAGACUGCGGUUGCGGUAUUGCGAAACAUCUGGUGACUCGACGCUGGAGUUUUCUCUACAACAUCCUGACCUCCCAGCGUCGUUGAUUUGCCCGCCGACAGCGGCGAAGACUGAGCUGCAGGACAUACGCUGCCAAAUUACAAUCACAAGCUCAUCGCAAUCGCGGCGAGGAAGCAAGAGAAAGCGGGAUGCCUUGAAUGACAGUGGCGAUGAGGCGCUAUUUCAAUUACGGAGUGACACCUCAUUGACUACCGCCUUGGAUUCCGAAGAUCGAUCUGCUGUGCACGGUUUUUUGAGAGGUCUCAUGAGAACAAAGGAAUAUACACCUGCGAAAUAUUUCGAGGUUGUAUUGCAGGCAGCAAUAACGGCACUGAUUACCGGCUCAGCUAGGCAUUUCACAGGCGUCAGGGUCGCCCACGGCAGCACAGCGUAUGCUCUGGUGAAGCUCUUCCCAGCAGUCUUUCACGUGCCCUAUAUCGAAAAUAUUUCAGACCGAGCUCAGCAUAUGCCAAUCAUUAGCAACGCUUUAGCUGCCAUGCAGCAGAGUGCCCAGUCGCCUGCACUAAAGCGCAAAAUUGAGCGUCUUGUUCACCGAGGGGGCAUUGAGAAACAUUUGUGGUGUUCAACCCUGUCUCAAAUAAGACAACUAAGCGUGCCUGGGCCCAAGAUGGUAGCUGCUAGACACUAUGGUCAAGAAGCAAUGGAGCACACGGUGACGCAUCGCGAAUCGGGAUCGGACUUGGUCCAUUUUGCGGAAGGCCUCUUUUCCACUGACCUCCAGAGCGGAUUCAAUGGUAGUGCCGAGGCAGUUUCUUCGGAGGUGCUUCCGUCUACCGUGGAGAUUCACUAUGAUGCACUUGAACAUGUGAUGCCUUCCACUGAGACAUUCGCAGAGGCAAGAUUUAUCGGAGGAAGAAGAACACAUUUCUCGGGAGGCGCAGAUGGUCCAAUUACGUUUGGCAGCGGCUUUUACACAUGA
Messenger RNA from Akanthomyces muscarius, 1266 nucleotides. RefSeq lists its product as uncharacterized. The transcript has 3 exons. The record is from RefSeq and is a predicted model, not a curated record. Lineage: Eukaryota; Fungi; Ascomycota; Sordariomycetes; Hypocreales; Cordycipitaceae. The coding region runs from base 1 to 1266 and encodes 421 amino acids.